CAACUGCAAACUACUCAGAGCAACGCCGUCUUAACCUCUAUGAGAGCAUUUACAAUUGAAACUCGCAGCGAAACGGAUGUGUUCUUUCGUUUAACUGCACGGAAAAUUUUUAAAUAUUCAAGAAGUGAUUUUAAUUGAAAUUCCAAAAUAAAGCGUUUUUGCAAGAAUUUUUUUGAGUGAUCAAAUAAAAAACAACCAAAUAUAAUAAUUCGCAGUGAUGUGGCCAAUAAAAUUCGUUUAAAUAAUAUGUGUACACACUUAUAAGGCUUACGAAACUAUGUGCAAUUAGAUAAAAAAAAACGUUUUAGAAAACGUGACCUGUUGAAUAAUGAAAUACAUUCUCAAUAAGACAAAGUGCAAAAAGAUAUAAGUUAGUUAAUAAAUGAGCUAGCUAAUAGCAAAAGCAUCAAGUGCUCUCUCUUCCUCUCUUCCCGAUAAGUAAAAUGUUAAUAAGAGUCAUAUAAACUUAUAAGCAAAUAAUAACAGUAAUAAUAAUAAUAGGAUAAGAGGAAUACAAUGACGAUGUUCUUCUUCAAUGAGGUGAAAAAAUGCCAAAUGCAAAAUGAUAAUGAAUGUUGUAUACAAUACUAGAAUACACUGCAAGAAAUUAGAGGAAAAACAAAAUUAACAAUAAUUAAAAACCUAAAAGGUAUUAAUACAAUAAAGCUAAUGUGCCAUUUUGAGAUUCGAUUCCAGUCUUAAGUUUCUUAAUUCAAAACAAUCUAAUGAAAGAAUUAAAAUAUUUAACAGAAAUCAAUAGUAUUGAAUAAUACCUGAUUUUAAUAUAAAACAACGAACAUAUUUUCAAGACAAAAUAUCUUUCAAGUAAAAGUACACAGUUGAAAAUCAACACCAAAAUCUCCCACAAGGCAUUACCUAUAAAUUAUAUGAGAAAAAGCAACCAAUUCGCCGAAAAUAUUUGCCGUUUCCUCGGAAAAUCCAGUUGUAAUUGUUCCCAAUGAAUGCCACGGACGAGGAUAAUAACAAGAAUAUAAAACUACAAACGUGAACUUAAUUUUUUUUAUAAUGGACUGGUUACUAGAAACGCCACAAUUAUAUAGUGCAUUCUCCUCUCUGGGCUCCCUGAUGGGAGAUACCUAUGUCGUAAGUGAGAAGGUUCUAGAUACAUUGGAAGAGAUUGAUUAUAAGUUGACAUACGAAGAUCAAACUCUUAGAACAUUUCGAAGAGCAGUAGGUUUUGGGAAGAAUGUAAAAUCCGAUUUGCUACCAUUGCUGGAGAAUGCCAAGGACGAGGAAGUAUUCGAUUCGGUCAUACGUAUAUUGGUGAAUUUAACUGCCCCAGUGGAAUGUCUAUUCUCGGUUGAUGUCAUGUAUCGUACUGAGGUAGGAAGAUACACCAUAUUUGAAUUGAAUAAUUUACUGCAUACCAGCAAGGAGGCCUUUACGGAACCCAAGAGUACCAAAUGUGUCGUCGAGUAUAUGACACGCAUUUUGGAGUCCGACUCCAAGCUGUCCGAGAAAAAAUGCGAACAGAUCAACAAUUGUCUGUUGCUGCUACGGAAUAUUUUGCAUAUUCCUGAGCCAAGAGGAAACUUCAUAAUGCCCUCCACUUCGCACAGCCAACAGGGAGGCACACUUGUGGUGCCCAUGCAAAAUUCCAUUCUGUGGAAUCUCUUUAUACAGAGCAUAGACAAGGUGUUGCUGUACCUGAUGACCUGUCCGCAACGAGCUGUUUGGGGGGUGACCUUGGUGCAAUUGAUUGCUCUUAUGUACAAGGAUCAACAUGUGAGUACAUUGCAGAAACUUUUGAACUUGUGGUUUGAAGCCUCGCUAUCGGAAAGCUCUGAAGAUAAUGAAAGUAAUACAUCACCACCAAAACAGGGUAGUUGUGACUCUAGUCCCAUGUUGACAUCGGAUCCAACUUCUGAUUCUUCGGAUAAUGGCAGCGGUGGAACUAAAAAAAAUCCCAGCUCAGAGGAUCGUCGUCAAGCUUUGCGCGAAGAAACCGAAGCAACAUUGCAAGAGGUUAGUCGUAAGGGCCAAGAAUAUCAAGACUAUAUGUUGAGAGUACCAGCUGACCAAGUCGAUAGUUCGGAAGCUGCUACAGACCGAGUAACAGCAAAAUGUGAGGGAUCCCCAAACAAUUGGAGUGCAGAGAAGCAGCAUAAACAAACUAAUGAACAUACAAAGAAUGCUGAUACAUCAGAAACGCCCAGUAAACCAGCCACUAUGGAUACGGUCACUGAAGCCACUGCUAUCAAACAAGAAACACAACCAGAUGAACCUAUUUCAAACACUUCCAAAACGUCCGAAACAGACAAUAUUAUGGCACCACCUGCUCUACCAUUAAAGCCAACAAAAAAUUCCACCCUCAUCCCCUUAGCUAGUAAAGAUCCCGAAUUGCUGGAACCAUGUUCGGUAAAAUGCCAACAGAAAACUUCACAUUCGCCGCAUGUCAAACUCACCAUGGGUAAAUGUGGCCCACAAAAACGCCAAUGUCCCUCCUCACAGUCGGAACUAUCGGACUGUGGCUAUGGUACUCAAGUUGAAAAUCAAGAGUCCAUAUCAACUUCUAGCAAUGAUGACGAUGGUCCUCAGAGCAAACCGCAACAUCAGAAACCGCCAUGCAACUCGAAACCAAGAAAAGGUCAACGUACAGUAUUGAGUGUUAUAGACAAAAAGGAGUUGAGACGCAAAAAGCUGGUGAAGAGGAGCAAGAGUAGUUUAAUAAAUAUGAAAGGUCUAGUACAACACAUACCCACUGAUGAGGAUAUAGCCAAUCUACUGAAGGAAUUCACAGUUGACUUUUUGCUUAAAGGCUACAGUUGCCUGGUGGAGGAUUUACAUUCUCAGCUUCUAAUGAACUUGAAUGUGCCCAUUGAUACAUCACAUUUCUUCUGGUUGGUCACAUACUUCCUAAAGUUUGCUGCCCAACUUGAACUUGAUAUGGAACAUGUAAAUAACAUACUCACCUUUGAUGUAAUCAGCUAUUUAGCCUACGAAGGUGUUAUGCUGUGCGAACAACUUGAAUUGAAUUCCCGUCAAGAGGGCAGUGAUCCCAAUCCAUAUUUGCGCCGCAUGCAUUUGGUAGUGACUGCCAUACGAGAAUUUUUGCAAGCCAUUGAGACCUAUAAGAAAGUCACUCAUCUAAGCGCUGAAGAUCGAGAACGUCUACGUCUAUUGCAGGUGCAAAUAAGUGGCUCGGAAGAUUUGCGCAAUUUGUUUGUGCUGUUAUUGCGUCGCUUCAAUCCCAGUUUGCAUCCCAAACAAUAUUUACAGGAUUUGGUGGUCACCAAUCAUAUGUUACUUCUGAUAUUAGAUGAUGUUUCCAAGUCCGAGGAUAGUAUUCACAUUAAGAUGGUCGAUCAUGUAUCGCAAUUUGCCACUAUGGAAAUUAUGCAUUUCUAUGGCUUACUUUUGGACGAUUUUAGUAGCAAUGGGGAAUUUGUCAAUGAUUGCAUAUUUACAAUGAUGCAUCAUAUCGGUGGAGAUUUGGGACAAAGUACUUCGUUGUUUCAACCGGUGAUUUUGAAGACCUUCUCACGCAUUUGGGAAGCCGACUAUGAACUGUGUGAUGAUUGGUCCGAUUUAAUCGAGUAUGUAAUACACAAAUUCAUCAACACCCCACAAAAGAGUCCUUUGAUCACCUCAUCGGCUUCGUUGACCGAAUUGACUAAAGAACACAACAUGGAAACGGCUGUAAGCGCUUGGACUCAGGAAGAAAUGGACACCCUCUAUUGGUAUUAUGUACAGAGUAAGAAGAACAAUGAUGUGGUGGGAAAAAUUGUCAAACUUUUUGGUAACAAUGGCAACAAGCAAAAAUCAAGGAUAUCCAUCAUACAGCAAUUGUUGCAGCAGGAUAUCAUUACAUUGGUGGAAUAUGAUGAUCUCAUGAAGUACGAAGAUGCUCAAUAUCAGCGAACUCUUUUAACCACGCCUACUUCAGGUACCACAGAAUCCGGAAUUGAUAUAAAAGACAGUGCUCCCAUUCCGAGAAAACCAUCGGAUGACAUUCAAAUUCUUCGUGAUUUAAUAAUCAAAGAAAAGAAGAAACAACAUUUGGAGUGGCUGCAAAAAAUUUUAUUGGAAUGCUGUUAUGUCAAAUUGAUUUUAAGACGAACUCCGCUCAGAGAAGAUCAUCAGAAUUUGCCAUAUAUCAUGGAGCCUGUAGCCUAUCAUUCUAUAUUUAAGAACAAAUCCAUCCCCGUGGUUCAAUGGAAUACGGAUCAGGCCAACACUAUGAUGUAUCAACCGUUCGUUCUAUUGCUACACAAACUCGGCUUUCAAUUGCCCGCUGAUGCCGGCUCUGUGUUUGCCCGCAUACCUGAGUAUUGGACGCCCGAAAUGAUGUUUAGCUUGGCCAAAAAAUUGGGCCCCUUGGAAAAAUUAUCCAUCAAAUUUGAUGUCAAUGAAUUCGAGGCCAAUACCGAGCUAUCGCAAGAGCUAAAGAGUCUAGGUGCGACAACAGCCCGAAACUCGCUGAGCUCAGUAUCAAGUAUUGAGGUGGAGCUGAAUGAUAAUGAUGAUUUGGCCACCAUACCCGAAAUUGAUGAUUCCUUUGAAAUGUCCUCGCGGACAUGCGAAAUAUUUGCCGUACCUAAAGCCAAGCAUUGCAAUUCGAUCAUACGUUACACGCCUGAACCCACAGCAAUGCCUUCUGUCCCGAAUUGGCUGCAAUUAGUUAUCCACAGCAAAUGCCAACAAAAUGCCUCUUCGACAGCAGAUGUCUCAGCUGCGGCUGCCUCAUCCAGUUUGGCCAAUUUGGCCACAAACGCCUGCAAUGAAUCUGAUAUCUGGAUGUCGAGCAAUAACGAUGUUGGUGGCGGCAUACCACCAUCAUCGUCCGCACCGACACCAACAACAAGUGCCAGUGGACUCAAUCAUCUCCCGACAACAUUGCUGUCAUGUCCAUCAAUCAUCGAUGUAAUUGCCCAACAACAUGAGCCCCUCAACACCAUGGGCUAUGAUGGCAAAAAAUUGCCAACAACAUUCACAUCAUCGGCAACAACUACAAAGCCCACAGCAACGGCAGCAGCACAAACAAUGGCCAACAUCGGUAGCAACAGCAGCCAUAGUUGCAGUACAAACAACACUCACUCCAAUUCAAAUACAAUACAAGAGAAGACAACUGCAGUCGCAACACCAUCACUCAGUCGCAGUUCUACACUGGACGAUGGGACACCAUUGCUACAACCAUCACCUACUACUGGUCAAAUAUCGUCAAUGGUCCACAUACCCAGUUUACUACAUAACCUGCAACAACAACAACAGCAACAACCUGCAGCAGAUCAACUCACAGUAGAGCAGCAGUCAUUUACGCAACUACCAUACAGCGACGAUGAUGAAUCAGCAAUGAAGUCUCUGGAACGCAAUGACUCUGUUUCCAGUGGCUUUUGCACACGAAGUGGAAGCGGUACUUUGGAGUUGGAAUUGUCUGCAAUGGUGGCGGCAAUUUAUGAACAGGAGAUCGCAAACAGCGACAGCGCAUCGGUGGCCUCAGACCUAACGCGUAUGUACGUAAGCGGCGAAGAUGAUGACCAUUAAGGAACAUUUUCUUAUAAAGCGUGCAUAUUUUAUUUAUAAAUAUUUUUUGUAAUAUAGAGAAUAAGAGAAUACCUUACAAAAAUGGAAUAUUUGAUGAUACAAACUAAAGAAAUUGUAAACGAUUGGCCUUUUUAAGAAAAUGGUUUCUUCGCGAAAUAUGAAAUCAAUGUUUUAUCUAUGUAUAUUGCAAAUUAUUACAAAGAAUUUCAUAUAUACAACAUAUACAUAGUAUGAUUAUUUAUUGAAACUGUUUACGCAAGCAUUGUAAAAUGGUAUAUAUUUUUAAUAAAUGUUGAAAAAAAAAAAAAAACAAAUAACUAAUAUAAUGAAAGCAACAUACCUAAAUACGUACAAGAAGUUUUAAGAUGAAAAUUUGUGAAUUAUUAGAUGGGUGGAAACUUUAAAUGAGAUUCAAGCAUUAGAAA
Messenger RNA from Stomoxys calcitrans (stable fly), 5930 nucleotides. RefSeq names its product protein timeless (gene tim). Gene Ontology annotation, cellular component: replication fork protection complex. The transcript is spliced from 16 exons. Gene Ontology annotation, molecular function: DNA binding. Lineage: Eukaryota; Metazoa; Arthropoda; Insecta; Diptera; Muscidae. Gene Ontology annotation, biological process: DNA repair; DNA replication checkpoint signaling; replication fork arrest. Bases 1027 to 5505 code for a protein of 1492 amino acids. The record is from RefSeq and is a predicted model, not a curated record.